Morus notabilis is the source of this 2541-nucleotide messenger RNA. RefSeq names its product probable galactinol--sucrose galactosyltransferase 2. NCBI's taxonomy places the organism in Eukaryota, Viridiplantae, Streptophyta, Magnoliopsida, Rosales, Moraceae. The record is from RefSeq and is a predicted model, not a curated record. The transcript is spliced from 14 exons. The coding region runs from base 117 to 2375 and encodes 752 amino acids.
UUUGAUCACUGCCUUUGUUUUUUCCCUUCCUGAACUGGGAUUGUUUUAUAUCUUCUUGGCAAGCUAAAACUUGCACAAAAGUGUUUUUUUUUUCUUCUACCAUUUUGGUGGUGAAGAUGACGAUCACGGCCACACCAAGCGUAGAAAAUGGCUGCCUCAUUGUGCGGGGCAGAGUGGUCUUAACAGGAGUUCCUCAAAACGUUGUCGUUUUGCCUCUUACCGGUAGCUCGGCUUUCGUUGGUGCCAAUUCUAGUUUUCCCAGCUCUCGUCAUGUUUUCAGUCUCGGAACUCUUAAGGGAUUCAAGUUCUUAUCUCUCUUUAAAUUCAAGAUAUGGUGGAUGAUACCUCGCGUAGGAAAAUCCGGAAGUGAAGUUCCCAUGGAAACUCAAAUGCUUAUGUUGGAAGCAAGAGAAGAGUCUGCCUUGGAGUGGGAGAUUUCUUCUGAGCCAAACAGUAUUGGAAACACUUUUUACAUUCUCCUCUUGCCUGUGUUGGAUGGCCUUUUUCGUGCGAGUUUGGAAGGGACUAGUGAAAAUGAGCUCCGAUUAUGCGUCGAAAGCGGAGAUGCCAAAGUCCAAACCUCCCAAGCACUAGAAGCAUUGUUUGUGAAUUCAGGGGACAACCCAUAUGAGCUUAUUAAACAUUCUAUCAAGAUAUUGGAGAAGAACAAAGGAACUUUCAGUCAUAUUGAGAACAAGAAAAUCCCUUCGCAUUUAGAUUGGUUUGGAUGGUGCACUUGGGAUGCUUUCUACACUGAAGUUAAUCCAGAAGGAAUUGAAGAGGGUCUUAAGAGUUUUAAGGAAGGAGGUUGUUCCCCAAAAUUUGUUAUUAUUGAUGAUGGAUGGCAACAUACUGUAAAUGAAUUUCACAAAGAAGGCGAACCGCUUGUUGAAGGGACACAGUUCGCGAUCAGAUUGGUUGAUAUCAAAGAGAAUACUAAGUUCAGAAGUUCAGGAUCAAAAGACACAUGCACAGACCUCCAUGAGUUCAUUAAUCUCAUCAAAGAGAAAUAUGGACUAAAGUUUGUUUACAUGUGGCAUGCUUUAGCUGGUUAUUGGGGAGGCGUCCUCCCUUCAUCGGAAUCAAUGAGAAAAUACAAUCCAAAGAUUGCUUUCCCAAUUCAGUCACCUGGCAACACGGGGAAUCUUAGAGACGUUGCCAUGGACAGCUUGGAGAAAUAUGGGGUUGGCCUAAUAGACCCCGAAAAGAUUUUCGAGUUCUAUGAUGAUCUGCAUGGCUAUCUUGCGCGCUGCGGAGUAGAUGGAGUUAAAGUAGAUGUUCAGAAUCUGUUAGAAACCUUAGGGUCUGGCUAUGGUGGUCGCGUUUCGAUCACUAGACGGUAUCAACAAGCUCUAGAGCAAUCUGUUGCUAGAAAUUUCGCAGACAACAACCUGAUCUGCUGCAUGAGUCACAAUUCAGAUUCCAUAUUCAGUUCGAAGAAGAGCGCGGUUGCAAGAGCCUCGGAGGAUUUCAUGCCAAGAGAGCCUACAUUCCAGACUUUGCAUGUUGUUUCUGUGGCUUUUAAUAGCCUUCUGUUAGGAGAGAUCGUGGUUCCGGAUUGGGAUAUGUUCCAGAGCAAGCAUGAAACGGCUGAAUUCCAUGGAGCAGCAAGAGCAUUCGGUGGAUGUGCGAUAUAUGUAAGUGACAAACCAGGAAAUCAAGACUUCAAAAUCCUCAAGAAGUUGGUAUUACCGGACGGAUCGGUACUAAGAGCUAGACAUGCCGGUCGACCAACUCGAGACUGUUUAUUUGUUGAUCCUGUCAUGGAUGGAAUUAGCUUGCUGAAAAUAUGGAACCUGAAUAAGUUGUGUGGGGUUGUGGGAGUGUUUAAUUGCCAAGGAGCAGGUAUUUGGCCACUGAAACAAGUGGUGGAAAACAUCCACUGCAAAAGUUCUACAAGUUCAGUAAUUUCUGGUCAUGUGAAGCCCAAUGAUGUUGAGUUCCUUGAAGAUAUUGCUGGUGAAAACUGGAAUGGAGAUUGUGCUGUGUAUGCCUUCAAUUCAGGACAUCUUUCUGUUUUGCCAAAGAGUGGAAAUCUUGAGGUUUCACUGGCCACUCUUCAAUGUGAAAUAUAUACAAUCUCACCAAUUCAGGUUUUUGGACAUGGCAUAAAAUUUGCUCCAUUAGGCUUGCUUGAUAUGUACAACUCAGGAGGGGCUGUGGAAUCCUUGAGUUGCAGUGUACAAAUUUCGGAGACCACAGUUAAGAUCCGAGGGAAAGGCCUCGGGCGAUUCGGAGCCUAUUCGAGCUCAAAACCGAAGUGGUGUAUGGUUUGCCAAAAGGAAGAGGAGUUCACCUAUAAUUCUGAAGAUGGAUUGUUGAUAGUGAAGCUUGAAGGUGAAUGUGGUCCAAAAGACAUUGAAUUUGUAUAUUGAACUUAGUUGAGGAAGUUGGUAUCUGGCAUUCUAUAGAAUAUUGAUUGAUCCAAUAUGUGUUAUGAUAUGAGUUUAAUGGUUAAAUGUAAUUCUUUUGAUGUGUUGUGAACCAAUUGUUCCCUUUUUGAAUGAGAAUAAAUAUGAAGCCAAUACAUCCAAGUACAAA